AUGGACGGAACAAGUGAGGCAAGAUGGCCGGAAAUCCUUGGCAGCAAUAACUGGGACAACCUCCUUGACCCUCUCGACCUCAGCCUCCGCAAACUCAUCCUCCGAUGUGGCGACUUCUGCCAGGCCACUUAUGAUGCCUUCAACAACGACCAAAACUCCAGGUAUUGUGGCACUAGCAGGUACGGCAAGCACAACUUCUUUCAAAAAGUAAUGCUUGACAACCCCGAAAACUAUCUAGUCUCUUCUUUCCUCUACGCCACUGCUCGUGUCAGUCUCCCAGAAGCCUUCCUUCUCCACUCUCUGUCUCGUGAUUCCUGGGACCGUGAAACCAACUGGAUUGGCUACAUCGCUGUCACCUCCGAUGAAUACACCAAAACUCUUGGCAGGCGUGAGAUCUACAUAGCCUUGCGCGGAACCACAAGAAAUUACGAAUGGAUUGACAUUUUAGGCGCAAAGCUCAAGUCUGCUAAACCAUUGUUAAGGGGUGCUACUAGUACUACUUAUGAUCACGAAAACAGCAGCAGCAGUAGCAGUGAAGAUGACGAUGAUGAAGUUCCUAAGGUGAUGCUAGGCUGGCUUUCGAUGUAUAUUUCUGACGACCCAAAAUCGCCUUUCACCAAAUUAAGUGCGAGGGCGCAGCUUUUGGCCCAUGUGAAAGAGCUAAGGGAGCGGUAUAAAGAUGACGAUCUGAGCAUUAUCUUUACUGGUCAUAGCCUUGGUGCUAGUUUAUCUAUUUUGAGUGCUUUUGAUCUUGUGGAAAAUGGGAUUACAGAUAUCCCGGUAGCAGCUUUUGUCUUUGGCAGCCCACAAGUUGGAAACAAGGCAUUCAACGAGAGGUUUAAAAAGUAUCCGAAUCUCAAGGUUUUGCAUAUAAAAAAUAAGAUUGAUGUAAUACCGCACUAUCCAGGGCGAUUGAUGGGGUAUGUAUAUACCGGAACGGAGUUAGAAAUUGAUACGAGGAAAUCUCCAAGCUUGAAGGACUCGAAGAAUCCGAGUGAUUGGCAUAAUUUGCAGGCCAUGUUGCACAUAGUGGCAGGGUGGAACGGUGAGGAGCAAGAGUUUGAGCUGAAAGUGAAGAGGAGCUUGGCAUUGGUGAACAAGUCAUCUGAGUUCUUGAAAGACGAGUGCUUGGUGCCGGGAGUAUGGUGGGUAGAAAAGAACAAAGGAAUGGUCAGAGAUGAAGAUGAGGAGUGGGUAUUGGCUCCACCAGGUGAGGAGGACCUACCAGUGCCCGAAUGUUGA
Dovyalis caffra is the source of this 1242-nucleotide messenger RNA. NCBI's taxonomy places the organism in Eukaryota, Viridiplantae, Streptophyta, Magnoliopsida, Malpighiales, Salicaceae. The record is from the annotation of a GenBank genome assembly.